Messenger RNA from Cetraspora pellucida, 471 nucleotides. The record is from the annotation of a GenBank genome assembly. Lineage: Eukaryota; Fungi; Glomeromycota; Glomeromycetes; Diversisporales; Gigasporaceae.
AUGCCAACAAUGACCAAAAACUAUAGGAUUCUGGCAAGAACCUUUUUUUCUGAAGCUCUUAAUGCAACACCUGUAUGGAAGCAAAUUGGCAUAGUAUUAUGGCGAUUUGCAAACGGUGCAGGCAUAAGAACACUGGAACAAACACUUGGGGUUAGUCAAAGAUCAGUAUGUCACUUUACUGAUCAGUUUUUAGAAGCAUUGCUUGAUAUAGAAAAGGAUCGAAUUAUGUGGCCAAAAGGUGCUCAAUUAGCUGUAGUAACACAUGAAUUCGAAUAUGGUGAAACUGGUCUGGGAAAUUGUAAAUUACCUAAUGUCAUUGGGGUUAUGGAUGGAUCACAUAUACCAAUCUGUUCUUCUUUUAAAAAUGGUGCUCGAUUUGUAAAUUGUAAAAGUUUUCAUACAAUUAAUCUUCUUGGAAUUGUUGAUUUUCAGGAAUGUUUUACAUACAUACAUGUAGGAGAAGCAGGUUAA